CCUGUUUGGACGACUUGCUUUCCGUGACUGAUCCGUCAGUAACCGGAGACGCCACUUGUGAGAUAACGGUGUUGUGCGCCGCGCGAGCCGUCCUCAGGCGUCCUGCUCUCUAGCUUUAUUUUCUUAUUUUUUUUUAACGCUGGAACGUUUUUUAUUAUCCGUAAGUAAAAGCUUAUAUUUCCGCGCCAUGGAGUUCGCUAAUGUAGCUUAGCUAAACACGCAGCUAAGAAUCCGCUAGCACGAGACAAGCGCCCUGUUUCACCUGACGCGGCGACGCUGUUAGCUGCGAAGCUAACAUGGGAUUAACGCGGCUGUUGACGUCGCUGCACGACCCGCAGCACGUCGCCCGGUUCCAGGAGCUGUGCGGUGUCCGGGGCUCCUUCACCGGGGACCAGGUGGAUGCAGACCAGCGAGACAGACCGUCCCGAGGACAGAAAGGGAAACAUCAGGACGUCAACGGCGCGAUAAACGGGACGGCGAACGGGGACACCGGAGAAAGCGCUCGCGCGCGUCCGUCUAGAGGUUCCGGCACGGACGGAAUGGCUCGAGGGCCGCUGCGUAAGAACUCGCUGACGGGAGACGCGGGUCACCAGUUCGUGAUCUCCAACCGGGUCCUGUACUACGCGUUCACGCUGGGCACCGAACUGGGCAACGAGCUGUUCUACAUCAGCUUUUUCCCGUUUCUCACCUGGAACGUGGACCCGUACGUCGCGCGCCGCCUGAUUGCGAUCUGGGUCUGGGUCAUGUACCUGGGGCAGUGCACCAAGGACCUGGUGCGGUGGAAGCGGCCCGCUUCCCCUCCUGUGGUGAAGCUGGAGGUGUUUUACGACUCCGAGUACAGCAUGCCGUCUACACACGCCAUGUCCGGUACCGCCGUGCCGCUGGGACUCUUCCUGCUCACCUGCGGCCGCUGGGAGUAUCCUUUAGUUUCCGGACUGGCGCUGGUGUUGAGCUGGACUGUGCUGGUGUGUGUGAGUCGCGUCUACAUGGGCAUGCACUCUGUCCUGCAGUUCCAGCUACACUUUCAUGUCUCAGGCUCAAAGGUAUCUGUUACUCAAGAACCCACGAUACGAGCCGAGCCAACCGACAAUACAGUAAUCGGCUCCUCGUACAUACACUCUAUAAAGCCAAAAGUUUGUGCACCCCUGACGGCGUUAGUGAGAUCAGACUCUGGUGUCAGAUUCAGGGCUGUGUGCAGGACGCUGGAGUUCUUCAUCAACCUGAACCCAUCGUGUCUGCGUGGAGCUCAAGGGGCUUCGUGCACGGGCACGUUGUCACGCUGGAACUGGGUUACAGCAUACAGAGACGACGUGUGGCAGCAGCUUGUGGAAGAACAACAUAUGGGUGUGAUGGACGUGAUUGCAGGGUUCUUUUUCAGCCUGCUCAUCCUGGCCAUAUUCUAUCCAGCUCUAGACGCCAUCGACACGUUCAACCUGUCUUCCAGAUACGCUCCGGUUCUCGUCGUGUCUUUCCACGCCAUCCUGGGACUUUUCUCCUUCACGCUGGACACGUGGAGCACAUCCAGAGGUGACACCGCUCAAAUCCUGGGUACGGGCGCGGGCAUCGCCGUGGCGUCUCAUCUCAACCACCAGCUGGCUCUGAUCCACGAUCCUCCUGCCUCCAUGCUGCCUCUGCAGGCUCCGCCGCUCAGCCUGGGACUCUUCGGGUGGAGCUUCCUGCGAUUUGUUCUUGGCGUGACGAUGCUAUUCGCCACGAGGGCGGUGAUGAAGGCUCUCACCAUCCCCCUGGUGUGCCGCGCCGCCGGGAUCUCCAGCCAGGACGUCCGCAUAGCCAGACAGAACAUGCAGGUGGAGCUCCCGUACCGCUACAUCGUUUACUGGACCGUCGGCUUCAGCGCCUUCUUCCUCGUACCCUUCAUUUUCAGCUGCGUCGGCCUGUACUGAACAGUCAACGAGCGGACAAACGGAGCUGGAGUUUUAGCGCUGCAGUUCAUCCAAGACCAAAAAAAAAUAAAAAAAAAUCAGCAGAUAAAUUCCCAAAAAUUAAUUUACUAUAAAACCUGAACUGCCCAAAGUUUCGGCGUUUUACAGCAGCACAGCGCACGUUUAGAGCGUAUUCGUUUCCAGCUUUUAUUUUCAGGGUUUAAAUCGUCGUCGCUUCCGUCGCUGGCUAUUAAAAAAAAAAAAACGACCCUAAGGGUUAGUUGCACUUCUUUGGAUUCUUGCAGAAAAAUAGGCACAUAUUUUUUUUUAACGACUGCGUUCGAACCCUGUGACUGCACCUUCUCAGACUCUUUACUUUCUCGGCAAACAAACUUGGACACUUGAAUCAUUUUUCCAGAACAUUCCAUUUGGGAUCGAGGCCUUUUUUUAUUUUUUAUUUUAUUUUAUUUUUUUUUUCUGUUCGACUGAAAUAUUUCUACAAGUGACUGAACUUCGGAAGACCUCGUGAGGAGAGGAGAGAGAGAACUGGGACGACUUUAGAAUCUGGACGGUGUGGUCGUGCUUCUCCGUCCGUUCCGCGACUUUAAUCGCCGAAUGCAGUCUCGUAGUCGAGUUAUAAGAGAUUUAAACGCUCUCUCGGCUUGGUGUCUGCGCACACACACACACACAUGCAUGCACGUCGCACGCGCUCGGCCGUCUAAAGGCGAAACAAACUCCGGGGGAAAGCGAGAACGUUUCCCUGAUUUAGUUCUGCUUUCUAAUUCCUCCUGAAAGCAGGAACACGUUUGCUUAGCGAGCGUACGGCGAGAUCUACAGCGGCCGUUACAAACGUGAACAACAAGCAGCACGUUUCCUCCCACGCCGCUGACCCGCACGCGCUCGUGACGCUGCCGCAUUUAGACAAUCAGUCCUAACGGCGGCGCAGUCGUUUCCCCACAACCCGCCUUCCUCACUCUGUUCGUCAGUUUAAAUGUUUUUUGUCUUUAAAUGAUUGUGGUCUAAAAGAAGAGACACUCGAUUUAAAAAAAAAAAAAAAAUCUACAUCUACUGUGCGAGCUCAGAGACGUCCGCCGUCUCAGACCUUCGCGUUUGUGGUACUGUUUAAAAGAAAUGCACUGUUUCCCAGAAUGCACUGCUUUUACAUGUGCUCGUGUCCGUGGACAUUACGCCGUUGUCAAGCUUGUGUGUGUGUGUGUGUGUGUGUGUGUGUGUGUGUGUGUGUGUGUGUGUGUGUGCGUGCAUUUUCUCCAUCCUGCGUUCACAUUAGUAAGAGAUACGAUGUAUCUAGCAUGCUGGUGUCGUUUGUGGGCGUGGCCUGUUAACCUGUUAAAGCCAAAAUGCCUCCUAUGUUUUGCAACGUACACAUGUGAGCGUGUUACCGUUGUUUAAAGCCGACGGUGUGUUUUAGUGCAGUAAAAUGCUUUUAUUUUCAGUUUUCAGCACCAGAUGUGCCUCAGUGGACUGUUUAGAUUAGAAGACAGCAAGUUUGAAUCUCAGCACGGAUCAAAGCCUCCGCACGUCCACACUGAGUCUCACUCAAGUGUGAGUCACGUGUAGAACAGGAACGUUGUCAUUGUUGUAAUGUGAACGCAGGGUUGUGUGUGUGUGCGUGCAUGCGCGUGUGUGUGUGCGUGCAUGGGCAAGCGCGUGUGUGUGCACUAUAAAGGUAGGCAGAGAAGUUGGGCUUAGCAAUAAGUGUUAUGUGUAGAACUAUAACUGCUCCCUGGUCAAUAAGGGUGAAGGUCAGUACAGCUUUAAGCUUGACCAGCCGUUAGGGACGUAAUCAGGAUCUCUGAGAAAAGCACUAGAGCUGAAUGUUUGUGACCAAUUAUGUAAAGGAAAAAAAAACAUUUCAGGUGUGAAUGAGAAUUAAAACUCACAAAACCUUUGUCCUUCGUACAGCUGCUUAAACACCUUUCUUUAUACACACGCAGGCCAAAUACACACACGAUGAUGUUAUUGGAAAACGUUUUAUGUUUUGGUGUAAAAACCAAUUGCCCCUCUGAACAUUCCGGUGUCCGUAUGGGACGUGCUGUGAGAGAUUAAACAUGGCGAUGGGGUGAUAUGAUGUUAUGGUUUCUACACAUCAUUGUGUCAUCGUUAUGACGCUGCUCAGAUUCAGAAGCUGAUGAACUUUUAACGACGGUGAAAUUAAAAGACGCUUCGCCGAAUAUCCCCCAAAAUCUGCGUGCUCGUGUGUGCUACUGAAAUCCGUCCUUCAACAACUCAAAGCCCUCAGCAGGUGGAGCGACAAAGACACCUUCAGGCGAAUGGAGAUGAGAGAAACCUCAGCUAUAACACGACGCCGUGCUCUCACACCGGGGUGCAAGUAACGGCGUUAGUCUUCCACCGAACGUGAACGGACGAGGAAGAAGGUAGAGGGCGCUCUUCUCCUGGCUGGUGGGUGGGGGACCUGGGAGACGAUCCAUACACUCACUCACUCACACACCAAUUUUGGGAUUAUAAUCUGGAUAAGAAGCUUCUCAGAUCACAGACUGUUCUUCUUCAUGGAGUGUUUAGGCAGGAAAUGAGGCUUUAACGCAGUCCACCCACUGUGCUGUAGAGUAUUUCUGAACAUUUGCGUACCGGAUAAUGUUUUCGCUCACAUCUCGAGCUACACGCCAAGCAAUAACAACGAUCCACUGUCUGUCUGGUGAUUUUAAAUCAGGUGGAGCCCUCAGGACAUGUGCAUGUUCAAACACGAAGGCGUUUAUACCGCAUCACGAGUGCACUGUAUGUACAAGAGAGAGAAAUAUCUACUGUAAACAGGAUCCAGAUGUGUACAUUUAUUAAGAGAUCCUGAAGACCGAUGGGGGGUGGGUUUGGGGGGGAGGGGGAGAGGGUGGUGGGUUAUGAUUGAGCAGAGACAGAUGCGACAUGCUUAUUUAAUUUAAUUUGGAUUUUUAUUUUAUUUUUAUUAUUUUAAUUUUUUUUAAUGUUAUUUAAUUUUAUUUUAUUUUAUAAGCAUAGCAUGUGUAGGAUAAACCCCACACUGUUUCGGAUUUAACCUAAUGAUGAGUCUCACAGUGUUGAUGGAGCUUCCUGAAUGUUUUCAUGUUUUAUCUGUUUUUUGUUUUGUUUUUUUUUUGUUUUUUUUUUCGGACAAACUAUUUGUCUUUGUCUAGAUCAGAAUGUUUGCCUAAUUAACACACACGCAAAAAAAAAAUGUUAUUGACUGUUUUUUGUGAUUGCAAAAGAAAAAAAAAAACAAUGCCAUAACAAA
Molecule: messenger RNA, 5127 nt
Organism: Tachysurus vachellii
Lineage: Eukaryota; Metazoa; Chordata; Actinopteri; Siluriformes; Bagridae
Gene: sgpp1b
Product: sphingosine-1-phosphate phosphatase 1b
Exons: 5
Coding region: 297-1904 (535 amino acids)
Biological process (GO): phospholipid dephosphorylation; sphingosine metabolic process
Cellular component (GO): endoplasmic reticulum membrane
Molecular function (GO): sphingosine-1-phosphate phosphatase activity
Source: RefSeq, a predicted model, not a curated record